Messenger RNA from Necator americanus (New World hookworm), 690 nucleotides. RefSeq lists its product as uncharacterized. Lineage: Eukaryota; Metazoa; Nematoda; Chromadorea; Rhabditida; Ancylostomatidae. The record is from RefSeq and is a predicted model, not a curated record. The coding region runs from base 1 to 690 and encodes 229 amino acids. The transcript has 8 exons.
AUGCGCUUGCGGCCACGCCGACCGCACUAUGUCCGCCUCUUGGAUUUCUUACGUCAGAUGACGUCCAAUUUGAUUUAUGUUGUCCAAUUUAACGAACGCUCAGGUCAAAUAGCACCGUUCGUGCCCGCCAUGCGGUACGUGCUCGUCUCUACAGUAUACUUCGUGAUGCUUCAUGUUUCAAUGAAUUUUGUUGCGGCAUGUAAUUCAAGAAUGCGUCCGGGCAGAUCGUCUGCAUCUAAAUCGCGUACGAGGAAAAGAAAAGCAAAAAAUGGGGACAUUCACUUACCUAGAUCGCGCGAUAAGAAGCAAAACUCGAGAGAUCGUACCAAAGAGAAGUCCGCGAGUUCAGGGGGAGUGCAAACAACAACAACUCAGGAUAGCGGUAAAAAAUCAGAUGGUGCUGCGACUGAAAAUUUACAAUGUAACACUGCGAAACGAAGCGGAACUAUGCGUGAUACAAAUACAAAUUCCGUUGAUCUGGAAAAGCAACAAGAUUUUGAUGAUUAUUUAAAUGCGCUCGGUGAGGCCGACGGUAAAGAAGAUGCUGGACAAGUACUAAAGGGCGAUUCUCCAGCAGUAAAAACCGCGAUAUCAAAAACAUGCACCAAUAAAAGCCCAAAAACACCGAUGAGAAGUAAAUGUUUACGUAAUACCAUGGAAAAUGUGCCGAGUGUAUCCAACAAAAAUUGA